This is a messenger RNA of Pipistrellus kuhlii (Kuhl's pipistrelle), 4282 nucleotides long. RefSeq names its product THAP domain containing 1 (gene THAP1). The record is from RefSeq and is a predicted model, not a curated record. Gene Ontology annotation, molecular function: sequence-specific DNA binding. The transcript has 3 exons. The coding region runs from base 341 to 976 and encodes 211 amino acids. NCBI's taxonomy places the organism in Eukaryota, Metazoa, Chordata, Mammalia, Chiroptera, Vespertilionidae.
ACCCCACGCCGGGGGCCUCGACCAAUGGCCUGCUUCCUAGGGAGCGUUACUUCUGACCUCAACGCUAAUCCGAGAGAGCAGGACGAACUCCUCGCGAGAGCUGAGGUUGAAGCUGCCUCCGCCAUCUUGGAGAUGGGAGACGGGGGAUGGUUGUGGUCCUUCUGCUAAUGCAAACAACAAAACGGGCCCACUAGGCCCCCCGGACGGAGGCUAUCAUCGCUGUAACUGUUGGCCAAAGCGACGGGAGAAGCGAGCGUGUCAGAGCCGAGAGCGGCGACAUCGGUAACCGCUUCGCCCGCCUGCCGGAGCGGCAGAAGUGAGACGCCUGAGGACCAGAAGGAUGGUGCAGUCCUGUUCCGCCUACGGCUGCAAGAACCGGUACCACAAGGAUAAGCCCGUUUCUUUUCACAAGUUUCCUCUUACUCGACCCAAUCUUUGUAAAGAAUGGGAGGCAGCUAUCAGAAGAAAAAACUUUAAACCCACCAAAUAUAGCAGUAUUUGUUCGGAACACUUUACUCCAGAUUGCUUUAAGAGGGAGUGCAACAACAAGUUACUGAAAGAGAAUGCUGUACCCACAAUAUUUCUUUGUACUGAACCACGUGACAAGAAGGAAGAUGUGGAGCCACAAGAACAGCCUUCCCCGCCUCCUCUAAAGCCCCCCAUUUCCCAGGUGGAAGCUGCCAUCGGGUUACUAAUGCCUCCUCUUCAGACCCCUGAUAACCUCUCAGUUUUCUGUGACCACAACUACACUGUGGAGGAUACAAUGCACCAGAGAAAAAGGAUUCAAGAGCUGGAACUGCAAGUUGAAAAACUCAGAAAGAAGCUCAAGACUGCACAGCAACGAUGCAGAAGACAAGAACGACAGCUUGAAAAGUUAAAGGAGGCCAUGCACUUCCAGAAAGAGAAAGACGUCCCAGAGAGAGGUUUUGUGUUUCUCCCAGAAAAUUACUUUGAAAUAGUUGAAGUACCAGUAUAGAAAAAAAUGAAAUUUGUAUUGGUUUUUAAUGGGGCAAUACCACAUACCCUCUUCUAGCCUAUAAAGGAGUUUCAUUUGAAAAAAUAGCACUUGAUUACUUGUAUAAAAACAAUUCAGAAUAUUUUUUUAAAUAAAUUAGAUAUAUACUAUAAAAUUGUUAAUUCUUUGGUUUGUAAUUUCGGGGUUUAUACCUUUUAACAAGUAUUUUGAAAGUUACAAACUAACCUCAGAGCUCCAAUAUAAGUUGGUUUCAAGACUGAGGGUUUUUGUUUUUUAAUUUGAGCAUUUAUAGAAAUAAUGUAAAAAUAAAGGAAAGAGAAUGAGAACAGUACAAUAAAGAUGAUUUAAAUUGAAAAUUGAAAAUUAGUUUAUUGAGAGAGCUUAGUUAUAUUUUAAAUCGGAAGUAUGGGUUAGAUCAUGGGACAUAACUUCUCAGAAUAUAGUGGAGCCUCGUUUCUCAAGCUUAAUUCUUUCCAGAAGGCUGUUUGAGAAAAGUGAUUUGUUUGAAAACAGAAUCAUUUUUUCCCAUUAGAAUUAAUGUAAAUUGAAUUAAUUCAUCCCAGACCCCCAAAGGAUUCCCUGUUUCAACCUUUCUUAUAUACAGUACAUGGCUAAUGUACUGCUUAAUUUAUAAAUAAAUUUAUGGAACCACCCCUAUUAGCCUUAAAGGAAUUUUUCAUACAUCUCUGCCUCCAGAAUGCUAUCACAGCUAACUUCUUUUCCUUUAUCCAAUCAACAACAGUUUUUCUACCUAUUCAAUUGCCUGUGAUUGCUGUUUUGUGAGCACUUUCACACUCUUAGCUAUAUUAGCACUCUGAAUGGCAUCUUUAUGUAUUAAAAUUGUGCUAAUUGCCAGCAACAAACCAUUCUCUCCUUGUUGCCUUUGAGAAGCUUUUUGUUAUGUUGAUACCUCAUCAUGAAAGAGUUGGUGGUCAAAAACUGAAGUUUUUGUUUUUCUAUGAAUGACUUAGUCCAGAACCAAAUUGUUCUGAGAUGGGAUAUGGUUGAGAAACGAGGUUUGACUGUAUAUAAUCUUAUUCACACAUUCUUAUUUGUAAAGAUAGAAGUUUCAUUUAUCUUAAAGAUAAAUUGACAAGCCAAUGCAUUAAAAAAAGAUGGGAUAUCUUAAAAUCAGAAAAUGAAGAGUGGAUAUUUUAAAAGUGGGCCCCUCUUUCUUGCCCCAUUGUUUAGCAUUAUAAAAUUAAAAGUAUAUCUGCAGUGAAAGGAACACUCUUUAACAAACAGGAAGCCUUGUUAUCAAUGAAGUAAUAAAAAUGGUUCUGAUCCAUGUCAGUAGAGUUUGAUUUGUACCAUAAUGUAAUUUUUUUAAAAUAUGUUUUUAUUGAUUUCAGAGGGAGGAAUAGAGAUUGAGAGAGAGAGAGAAACAUCGACGAGAGAGAAUCAGUUGGCUGCCUCCUGCACGCUUCAAGCUCACAACCCUGACGGGGAAUCGAACCAUGACUCGGGUUCAUGGGUCAAUGUUCAGCUACUGUACCACACUGACGGGGCCAUAAUAUGGUAGGUAAUCUUGACUAAUUGAUUUUGGUCAAGAUCACAUAAAAAGUGAUUUCUUCACUUGAUCACAAAUUAGAAAUUAUAUCUCACUUAAAUGAUUUGUAUUCAAAAGUAACUUAAUAUGUAGUGUUUAUUUUCCUGAAUGUUGAGAUUUCAACACUGAGGUUUCUGUUCAGACUGUGAAUUGUAUUCUGACUGUGAUAAAUUUUGCAUAUAUUUGAAAUGAAAUAUGUUCUGAGUAAAGAAAUACUGCCAUAGCAGGAACCUACUUAGAUUUAAAGUAACAGUUUCAACUAUAAUUAUUUUAAAUUUCAAAGUACACUGAGAUAGUUGAAGAGUAACAGACCUUUUAAGGCAGUAUUAAAAAUGAUGUUCAAAGUGUUUUUGUAGACCUAUUUUUCAGUGUAAUUCACUGCAAGGCUGCCAAUGAUAGUACUUUGAUUCAUGGAGAUUUGAUUUUUGAUGAACCAGUAUUUUAAAAACAGAACAUUUUGAUUCAAAGAUUACUUGAAGCUAUUUAGUCUGAUAAUAUUUAGAACUAAUUCUAAUGAAUCACAACAUUUUCCAAUUGUGAAGACUCCAUUUCAUCUCUCUAGCAAUUCUUGGAGGAUAUGUAGAUAAAUAUUUUGUUUUUAUAUAAAUUGUUGUUUACAUAAAAGAAAGUGUGUGUAUGUGUGUGUGUGUGUGUGUGUGUGUGUGUGUGUGUGUAUACAUACACGUGGCCAUAUGUGGGCAUGUGUGUGUGUCCAGAAUCAAGAAUCCAACAUUGAAUUGUAAAAGUGAUGAUAAUAAUUACUAAGCAUCUUAGCAUUAUGAUUUAACCUGAAGCUAUUUUCUUUUCAUGACAGACAUACAUCCAUGCUUCGAGAGAACUGAGCAAGAAACAUGUAUACCAACCGUUCGCAUAUAAAUAAUAUGUUAUAGUUUAACAUGGGGAUUUUGAGGUAUAGGUGCUUAUUUCUGAAUUUGAGAUGUAACAUUUGUUGAAUGUUUUAAAAAUUCAUUUUGUGUAUUAUUUAUAACAUUGCCAAGAAAAGGAUAACAUUUAGGCUAAAGUAGGUCUUGUUCAAACAUAGUUAAACUCAUUCUAAAACAGGGACAAGAUCUCAAUCUUAAACAAAGUGGGAGAGGACUUGUGAACUGCAGCAUAUUCUCAAAGGCAACAUUUUAACAUAUAGCAACGCACUAAAAUAUCCACCUGUGUGUGACAUAAUCUAGCUAUAAUUAAUGGUGAGAAGAAAUAAUUGUUUCUUAAUAGAACUGCCAGGGAAACUAGAAUUUUAGAAUAGAAGGGACUUAGAAAUCAUUGGGCACUAGCCCAACCUCUAAACCCUGAAGGAAUUUCCUUGUAAAAUAUUGCUGGCAGUGGUCAUCUGUUCUUUCUUUGCCGUUUACAUUUAAUCAAUUCUGGUUAGAUUCUUUAAAUUGGGUAUUGGGAUUAGGAUAGAAUUAGUUGCCACUGUUUAUAUACUUGUUUAUAAUACAAAUAUAAACUUUACUUUGAACUGCUGCAUAGUUUGAACUGUCAAAUUCUAAAUUACAGAAGUUUUGAAAAUUUGUAAAAUAAUUUAAAUGUUUACUAAUUGUUAUACCUGUUAUGUGUGCUAAAAAUAUUUCUGCCAUUGAAGUAAAAAAGCAAAACAGUGGUGUCUAAAAUUACUAGCACAACUUUUUACUUGGAAAUCCAAGUACAUGAAAUUAUUUUCCUUUGUAAUUUGUGUAAUCCCUUUCUUAGCAGUAUAAUAAUAAUGGUGAAGGCAAAUAAAAGUUUCACUUGAAUGGACUUUUUUA